AUAGAUAAUGGAUGGGGUGGAUGGAUAUAUAUGGAUAUAUAUGUUGGACUUUUUGCCUUUAUUCAAAGCAGUAGAGAGUGACAGGAAAGAAGGGAGAAGAAUGGAAAGAGACCUGCAGCAAAGGCUCAUGAGUGGGAGUCAAACCCACAACCGCUGCAUCAGGGAAGUACAGCUAGCUAACUGAAGCCCCUGUUUAUGGGUCGCCUGCUCAACUUGGUGAGCUAUAGGGGUACCCAUUCUUAUCUCUUUAAGUUUACUGAUGCCUGGCAAACAAUAGUAGCACCUUGUGAAAACACACAUGUACUAAAACGGAAGUUAGAUUGGGUGUGUGAUACAAAAGUGUUUUUAGAGUUACAAUGUACUUUUUUUAGGUUUAAAAAUGGCAAAGUUAAGAUUUGAUGUGGUUUAAAUUUAGUUUCGCCCAUACAGCUGCAUUUCAUGUACAAGUGUUUUAUAAAAAAUGUCUUUCUAUAAGUUCAUUAGUGGAGAUGUAUGAUGUCAUGGGCAGUCUCCAGAUAGCAGCGCUGUAUCAGACUACACCAUGCACUGUGAUGGUUCUGAUACAAUAACAACCCUUUUAUCACCUCAACAUUCAACUAACUUAAAUCUCAUUUAAUAAAGUGCUGUUGGGCUAGUGUGCUGUGUUGCACUCUGUAAAAAUGUCAACCUGUCGUUUUAACAAAACAGCAGUACAAUUAACAAAGAAACUAACAUAGAUAAAUGCAUUCCCUUUCUUGUCUGAGUUUUUAGUUUUAGAGUUAGAAAAACGGAAAUGUACUGAUGAGUCACCACUUCGCUCUUUUCUUCUACCUUUUAUGGUGAGCAGUGUAGGCACUUUGUGCAACACAAGCCUCUUUGUACAGGAAACAUUUGAAUUCCUCUUCAGUUUUGUUCAGCCAGCUUCCGAUAGUUGGUAGAUGUAUCACACACAUCAACCAAAUGAUCGUCUUUUUUAUAGGUAGUCACCUGAUUGUAUGAUGCUGCAAGGACUUUUGAAAUUUGAAAAUCAAAUAUUUUUUAAGUUGCAGUGGUUGCAUUAAUUAACCAAGAGUAUUAACCCAUUGUGUUGAGAUGUAUGUUGUGAAAUUGUAAACAUGAACUCAAUAACUGCAAUAGCAGCUUGUCAAGAUGUGGUACAACUAGUUGACAUGUUCUUCGCCCAACAGUAUCUUUAUUGAUUUUAGCAAGAACAAACAAACGUUUGUACAUGUGUACACAACAACAACAAUAUGACCUGUCCAGGUGAAACUGCCUUCACCCUGAGUCAGCUGGGAUAGACUCCAGCCCCCUGCAACCCCAGAGAGGGUUAAGCGGUAUAGAUGAUUGAUGGAUGGAUGACUGGUAGUAGUGUUCCCUCUUCUGGCAAACUGCCAGAGAACAUGGAUCAUUAUUUGCUGUUACUUCUGCUUCUGCCGCUGAGUAGAAAUGGGAUGUGUCAACAGGAGGAAGUCUGCUCAAAGUCAGUGAUCAACUCCUGCUCUGACUGCAUCAGAUCUGGGCCUUACUGCGCAUGGUGCCAGCAGCUGAAUUUCACCAAAGCAGGUGAACAGGAAGCAGUACGCUGUGACACCCAAGCUCAAUUGAUGGGAAGAGGUUGCAAGGAGGAAGAAAUUAUCUCCCCUGUAAACAGUUUAACCAUUAUGAAGGAAGAUCCCCUGUCUGUGUCAUUUGACCAUGGGGAACCAGUCCAGAUGAGUCCUCAGCAGAUAAACCUGAAACUGCGUCCUGGGCUUCCAACCACAUUCAGAGUUUCUUUUAGAAGAGCUGAGGGGUAUCCAGUGGAUCUCUACUACCUGAUGGACCUUUCUAAUUCCAUGAAAGAUGACUUGGCAAAUGUCAAAGAACUGGGGCAAGAUCUUUUUGCUGCCCUGAGUAAAAUCACUGAACGUGCUCAAAUAGGAUUUGGUGCCUUUGUUGACAAGACAGUCCUUCCUUACACCAACACCAACAAAGAAAAACUGGAGAGGCCAUGCGAUGAGAGUGACAACCAGUGCCAGGCUGCCUUUGGCUACAGACAUGUGCUUCGUAUGACACCACGCGAGGAUGAGUUCAAGAAAAAAGUGGCAGAACAGUUCAUUUCUGGGAACCUGGACUCUCCUGAAGGGAGUCUGGAUGCCAUGAUGCAGGCUGCUGUAUGUGGGAACAAAAUCGGCUGGCGGAACAGCAGCACUCGGCUGAUUGUGCUGACCACUGAUGCUGGAUUCCAUAUGGCUGGGGAUGGAAAAAUGGCUGGAAUACUGGAACCCAAUGAUGAACAGUGCCACAUGGAUAACAACCUUUACACCAAGAGCAAUGAGAUGGACUACCCAUCAGUUGGACAACUAGCUACGGCGCUGGAAAGAAACAAUAUUCAGCCCAUAUUUGCAGUGACAAAAAAUGUAGAGAGUGUCUACAAGGACCUCUCUAAAAUGAUUCCAAAAUCUGAAGUGGGAGUUCUGUCAUCAGAUUCUAAAAAUGUUGUUCAGUUGAUUGAAACUGCCUACAAUAGUUUGUCCUCGAAAGUAACUGUGACCCAUGACAAUCUUCCUGACAAUGUAAGAGUUGUCUACACCCCUAUAUGUGUGCAUGCAGGACCAGCAGGGGACAGGACAGGGGUUUGUGAUAAUGUGCGUGUGGGACAAAACAUUUCCUUUGAUGUCACUGUGACAGCAGACUCAUGUAUGGAGGAGAAGUCUUUCACCAUCAGACCACUGGGCAUCAAAGACACACUGACAGUGACCUUAUCUACCAAAUGUGAGUGUCUAUGUAAAGACCCGACAGACAAAGCCCAUCCACUCUGCAGCAACAGAGGAAGCGUCAACUGUGGUAUUUGCAGCUGCAUGGACGGUUACGUUGGUCAGACCUGUGAGUGCUCCCUAGGUAAUAAAGAUGAACACUCCCUGCGAGCAUCCUGUCAGAGGCAGAAUGACACUGAGUGUGAGGGUCGAGGAGACUGUGUGUGUGGCAGGUGCCAGUGCCACAGCACAAACCAAGGAAGCCGGUACCACGGCAAGUUCUGCGAAUGCGACGAUGAACACUGUGAGAACUACCAGAAUAAGCUGUGUGGAGGAAAUGGCGACUGCAAGUGUGGAGUAUGUAAAUGCUUUCCAGGCUUUGAGGGUUCUGCCUGUCAGUGCAAGGUGUCUGAGGAGGGCUGUCGUACCCCAAACAACACUGUGUGCUAUGGCAGAGGGGACUGCAAAUGCAACCGCUGUGAAUGUAAGGAUGGAUACCAACGGCCACAAUGCCAGACAUGCCUUGGCUGCCCAGACCCAUGCCAGACCAAACUGAACUGCAUUGAAUGCCUUGGCUUUGACUCUGGUCCCUUGAAAAAGAACUGUGCUGUGGCUUGUGGAGAGAACAUCAAUUAUAUGAUGGUUGACAACUUUGCCUUACCAGGCAAGGAGUGCCAGCAGAAGGACAGUGAGGGAUGCUGGAUUAAAUUUAAGCUGGAGCAGUUGUUUGGAGAGGAUAAUUACACGGCUGAAAUUCAGAAACAAAGAGACUGUCCAGAACCACCAAGUGUCACAGCUAUCAUCGCAGGGUCUCUUGCGGCUGUGGCUUUCAUUGGCAUUAUACUUCUGAUGCUAAUCAAGUUGCUCAUCUACAUGAAGGACCUGAAAGAGUUCAGGAAAUUUGAGAAUGAAAAGAAGAAAUCCAAGUGGGCAGAGGCUGACAACCCACUGUUCCAGAAUGCCACCACCACUGUGGCCAACCCUACCUUCACUGGGGAAUGAAGACUAACUCUGCAACACAGACAGAGGACAGUAAUUUAGUAAAUUUUUUAGGUAUGUCUGUUUGAUGAUAAUUACUCACGCAUUAUUUGCAAAUUACCUAUAUUUGCAGAUGUAUUUACUGGUAUUAAUGAUGGCUUGCUUGCUUUUUUUCGAUGAAUUGCUGUUACUGUCUGCACAUAGUCUUCAUAUAUACAUAUUUGCUUAUUGCUUAUGAUACUCAUGCAUGAAACAUCUGGCAGAAUGGCUCAUAACAUUUACGGCACGAGACUUUGUGUUACAGUAGAAUAUAAUGGCACACAUAUUUUGGAUGUAUCAUAGUAGAACAGCAGUACUUAAUUUAUAGUUGAAAGCACUGUUUUCUGUGGCAAAUAAUUUUAGUAAUUUUAAAAAAUAUUCAUUCUAAGCAUAUGUGUGUAAUAUCUAAUUUGAUUUGAAAGGAAAAUAAAUGAACAAUCACAAAAUGUAAUAUUUUUACAGUUUGUAUUUUUAGUGUCACAUAGGUAAAGCCUAAGCUGAAUUAACUGAUCUUUCUGUUCCAAAGACAAUAAAACUGAUGUUCACAAUG
This is a messenger RNA of Stegastes partitus (bicolor damselfish), 4281 nucleotides long. RefSeq names its product integrin, beta 2 (gene itgb2). The record is from RefSeq and is a predicted model, not a curated record. NCBI's taxonomy places the organism in Eukaryota, Metazoa, Chordata, Actinopteri, Pomacentridae. Gene Ontology annotation, biological process: integrin-mediated signaling pathway; neutrophil chemotaxis; leukocyte cell-cell adhesion. Bases 1320 to 3716 code for a protein of 798 amino acids. The transcript is spliced from 16 exons. Gene Ontology annotation, molecular function: integrin binding; protein kinase binding; amyloid-beta binding. Gene Ontology annotation, cellular component: cell surface; integrin complex; focal adhesion.